CCCUCAUAUAGCUAGAGAGUAUCGAAUAUCACGUUAACCAGAUCAAUUCUGUAAACUGUUGUUGGGACAAGAUUUAUCUGUAAAAUGUGAACGGCAGUUGGACUGUAGCCAAGUCAAGGUCCAGGAUACUUUAGAAACCAGCACCUGUUGAUAGGAGACAUACCUGUAGUCAGCUACAGCUGCACUGGUGCUGAAAAUUACAACUCUGAAGCGGGAAAGAUGUCACGUAAGGGAAGAGAUUUCAUGUUGGACUUUGUAUUGGAAUUAAUGGACAAGACUGUGGGAGAAGACGAUUUGAUUAAAUCUUUAAGUCAGAACUUGGGGAAGAACAAAGAAAAGACUAAGAACAGAGACAGACUAACCAGCUACAGAUUUAAUGGUAGGGAGAAGACAAAGCAUAAAAGACUACAAGAGUCAGAUUCCGGAGAGUCUCUGCUUCAUAUUGCCGUCAGCUGUCAGAGGAAUGAAGUUGCCAAGAAAAUAUUUGAAUGUGAUCCAGGUUUAAUCAACUGUGAUAGAAAGGAUGAGGACUAUCGUGGACAGACGCCUUUCCACAUUGCCAUAGCCAAGGCCAAUCCUUACACGGGUGAUGGGCAAGAUCUAGUGGAAGCCAUGAUUGUCUCACUCAAAGAUAAAGGCAUGCACCACGAGGCGAUAGAACGUAAAGUUUCCGGAAAGAAAUUAAGAGGUACCGUUAUGUUAGGAGGGACGCCUUUGUCCAUUGCUGCUUUGGAUAAUAAUGAAACUAUAGUUGACCUUCUUCUUAAAAAUGGCGCUGAUCUAAAUGACUCGGACAGUUGUGGGAAUACAGUUUUUCACUCGAUGGUCCUGUACGCAUCUUUCUACCCAGAAAAAGAGCCUGAUAUUCUGAGGAUGUUUGACAAGUUGGCACAGCAGAACCAAAGGAAUAACAGACAAACUGUACAACGAGAAAAUGCCCGAAAACAAACUGCACUCCAUCUUGCUGCUGAGCUGGGUCUGGACAACGUGUUUAGUCACAUCCUUGAACUGAAGGAUGCAUACAAGUUCUUCUCUAGUCACGACGGCGUUUUUGAUAUCUACGAAUGUGAUAUAACAGAGCUUGAUAAGGCAACCUGGGAUAGAGCCGUUCUGCAGAUGUCACCUGACUACAGGAACACAGAACACAGAGCUGAAGGAUUGUCUAAAGGCAAGCAGGACACAUGGAUUGUAAGCUAUUGCAAGAAUCGGAGACAAAAUACGAACCAGAGUAUUUUGGAAAACAUUUGCGGUUUAAAGUCAACCACGGCAUUUGCGUUUCUGAACAACUACACAGUCCAAGAAGUUUUGUUCCUGAAGUGGAAGCGGUACUCGCUCGUCUACUACCUUUUCCUCGUUCUUCACCUGGCACUAAUGAGCAUCCUAACCUGGCAUUUGGAUCUGAAAGUUGACGCCAUCAUGAAUCCAGACACGGCACAGAAACAAACCUUGGUGGGUUUGAGUAUCUUCUCAAUCGUCAUAAGUCUCCUCUAUAUAAUUCUUGAGUUCCACAGAAGUUGUAUUUCUUGGCAACCCUUCCAUCUAACAAAACUGCAUCACAAUGGAGUGUACCGAUGCAUUUUUGUGCUAUUUGGUUUUGCAUUACUGAUAGACGCGUCGUGGAAUGUUGGAACUGUUACAAACAAUUAUUGUCUGGUAAUAGCAUUGAUCCUUGGUUGGUGGUCAACAACUUUCUUCCUGCGUGGAAUCAAUCCUUUGAGCUACAUAACACUGAUGUUACAAAAGGUCCUCUUUGGAGAUAUGGUAAAAUUUAUACCAAUCAUUUUCAUAAUGAUAGUAGGAUUUACAAGCGCAUUGCACAGCUCGUUUGCGGAAACUCGUCCUGAGAUGUUUGGUAACUUCUCUGUCAGCCUACUAACCACGUUCAGUCUGAUGACUGGUCAAGGACAGUUAGAACAACUUGAAGAAUCGAGCCAGGGAUCUGUCCUAGUUUUUGCUGUUUCGGUGAUAGUCAUCCAGAUAUUUCUCCUCAACAUCCUCAUCGCCAUUAUGUCCACCACAUGCGAAAGUGUCGAGAAUUCAAACAAGCUCUUGUGGCUUCAGAGAUUGUCCAUUGUCAUAUUCAUUGAAGGGAUAUUACCAAAAUGGCUGAAGCCACCCAUGGGGAGAGAGGGUAAGACAGAUUAUGGCAGUACCAGAUAUCUUCUAGAAAUUGACCGCUUAAGAGAUGAAGACUCCAAUUACAACAAGACCUUUGAGCAGAAUGGCAAUGCAAAUCUUACAGCAACACUGCGCAAGUUCCUGAACCAAUCCAAAGUAGGGGAGACAACAACACGCCCUGACGACGGAGCGCCCCCUGUUCAGUAUCUGGUCAUUGAUAACUAUGGAACGACUAAAUGAACAAAUAAAUAAGAAGGGACAGUAUUGUAAACAACAUUCUGACAAAUAACAAGCAAAGUUAAAAUUAGUAUCUGUGGGGAAAACCUCGAUAAGGCUGAACACAUGCUCUGCAGGAUCUUUGUCCGUGUAGAAGGUCCCUUUGUGAAAAAGGUUUUGCAUAUAUUUAUGUUUCGGAAUACAUGGAAUACCUAUGUUUUCAAUGUUAUGGAACACGACACGAUGAUGUCUCUUUUCUUCAAGAUUCCACUCCUCAAAGACCACAUGAUGGAUUGAUAGUGCAUAGUAAAGCAGUAAGGAGGGUGAAAGGAAGGGAGGUGGAAGGAAGGUGUAAGGCAGGAAGGUGUAAGGAGGUAAGGUGUAAGGAAGAGAGGUGUAAAGAAGGGAGGUGCAAGGAAUGAAGGUGGAAGGAAGGGAGGUGGAAGGAAGGGAGGUGGAAGGAAAUUAGGUGGAAGGAAGGGAGGUGGAAGGAAUGAAGGUGGAAGGAAGAGAGGUGUAAAGAAGGGAGGUGUAAUGAAGGGAGGUGUAAAGAAGGGAAGUGUAAAGAAGGGAGGUGGAAGGAAUGAAGGUAUAGGGAAGGGAGGUGGAAGGAAUGAAGGUGUAAGGAAGGGAGGUGGAAGGAAUGAAGGUGUAAGGAAGGGGGUGGAAGGAAUGAAGGUAUAAGGAAGGGAGGUGUAAAGAAGGGAGGUGUAAAGAAGGGAGGUGUAAAGAAGGGAGGUGUAAAGAAGGGAAGUGUAAAGAAGGGAGAUGGAAGGAAUUAUGGUAUAAGGAAGGGAGGUGAAAGGAAUGAAGGUGUAAGGAAGGGAGGUGGAAGGAAUGAAGAUGUAAGGAAGGGAGGUGGAGGAAGAUGUAAGGGGGUUGUAGUCAAAAGGGCCGAAAAGUAAAGUCAAAAGGACCGAGGCUAAAGGUCAAAUGGGCCAAAAUGAAAAGUCAAAAAGGCCGAAAAAAGGGCCGAAAAAUAAAGAAAAUUAAGAAAUGACAUAGUAAAAUAGUGUAAAUAGUAUAAAUAGUGUUUAGUUUG
This is a messenger RNA of Haliotis rubra (blacklip abalone), 3376 nucleotides long. Its product is annotated as D-beta-hydroxybutyrate dehydrogenase-like. NCBI's taxonomy places the organism in Eukaryota, Metazoa, Mollusca, Gastropoda, Lepetellida, Haliotidae. The transcript has 2 exons. Gene Ontology annotation, molecular function: calcium channel activity; protein binding. Gene Ontology annotation, biological process: calcium ion import across plasma membrane. The record is from RefSeq and is a predicted model, not a curated record. Gene Ontology annotation, cellular component: membrane. Bases 220 to 2358 code for a protein of 712 amino acids.